Molecule: messenger RNA, 751 nt
Organism: Carassius carassius (crucian carp)
Lineage: Eukaryota; Metazoa; Chordata; Actinopteri; Cypriniformes; Cyprinidae
Exons: 3
Coding region: 116-751 (211 amino acids)
Source: RefSeq, a predicted model, not a curated record
GCUGGGGCAGGGCUCGGGUCCUGCGCAGUGGCCUAAUAUUAGUCGGAUUGUAGAGGCAGUAUGUCUGGAGCUCUGCUCCAAUUAUCCAGUAGGGAAGGUGAAGUGGGGUGUUUCAAUGAACCACUGGGCUGCCAUUCUACACGACUACCAGGCCAUAUGGAGACUGGUGGGGAACUGUCCAGCACUGAGGGGACGGACGAGGAUUCAGUUGUUUGAGGUCAAUCAGCGGACGCUUUCUGUCUGGAACAACAACUACAGGAAGAAGCUGGAGGCAGAUGUGCUGGCUCUGAGUGUUCCCUUGCCUCAGAUCAGCAUGGUGUCUCACAGUCAGCUUCCUCUAGCCAGGCAGAUGACGUCAAUGCCCUCUGCACCUGGGUCGUCACUUAAAUCUUUCCCCCAUGUUGCAAACCCUGAUCUGUCAGGUCAGGCCACACGACGUGGGCAGCGACCUCCUCCCCCUGCAUCAGCACCUGUGCUCUCUGCUCAAAGGACAGCGUCUCUCUCAGCUCCUCCCGCAGCAUCCCUCUCUGCUCCAGCAACAUCGAUGAGCAGAACAACUCUGUGGAGGAAGAGGAAAGCAGCAGAGGUUUUUGCUCAAGAGCAUGAACUCUUUUUCUGGGCUGCCCACAUUGAGUGCACGCAUAUAGUUUCUGCGCAGGUUGCUGGGGACAGGGCAGCCCAGAAAAAGAGUUUGGGCACACCAGGAAUCUGCCAUCUGGACCCGCAAAUCUGUGUUGUCCAGGUCCUGUGA